Molecule: messenger RNA, 4105 nt
Organism: Ctenopharyngodon idella (grass carp)
Lineage: Eukaryota; Metazoa; Chordata; Actinopteri; Cypriniformes; Xenocyprididae
Gene: picalmb
Product: phosphatidylinositol binding clathrin assembly protein b
Exons: 24
Coding region: 668-2704 (678 amino acids)
Biological process (GO): clathrin coat assembly; synaptic vesicle budding from presynaptic endocytic zone membrane; clathrin-dependent endocytosis
Cellular component (GO): extrinsic component of presynaptic endocytic zone membrane; clathrin-coated pit; synaptic vesicle
Molecular function (GO): 1-phosphatidylinositol binding; phosphatidylinositol-4,5-bisphosphate binding; clathrin heavy chain binding
Source: RefSeq, a predicted model, not a curated record
UCUCCACCCCAUUCACUACCAUUAUAACACUUGGAAGAGCCAGGACAUUUUUAGCCUAAAUAUAUCUCCGAUUGUUUUCGUCUGAAAGAAGAUGGUCAUAUACACCUAGGAUGGCUUGAGGGUGAAUAAAAUAUGGAAUAAUUUUCAUUUUUUCAUCAUCACUUUAAUACUGAUGUAUUUUUAUGUCGUAGAAUAAAAUGUGAAAGUAUCUUGAGCUUGUGUUAACCACGAACCUUAUUUCAGCCAUUUAACCAAAAUCCUAUUAAAAAAACCCAUUGAUUUUGGGACGAUGGAACUGGAAGUGCUAAAAAUGCUAACUCGCUUCUGGGUUUUGGCCUACAAAAUGCGUCAUAGUUCCACCACACUAUUAUGGUUACUUAUGGUCCUUUCCACCAACCAAAGAUAAACUGCUUUCGCCAGAUAGGCCUGUGGCUGUAGAACAGAUUAGAUGAUCUGAUUCUAAACAUUUUAGUUGACAUCUUUUGUGGUGAGGGCUUUGUUUCUCAGGAGUAGGAGUGAAUCAAAGUUGGCAGUGCUGUGGAGGCAGCUGUCUUACACCAAACCAACCAACCACACGAUUGAAGUCAACCUCAUUCAUUCAGAAAGAAGAAGCCCAUCAGAAACUGCACUACAUCACCAUCUAUACCUGAUACACUGUACCAACGAGAUGAAUGUGAACAUUCCUCAGCUGGCAGACUCUUUGUUCGAGAGAACCACCAACACCAGUUGGGUGGUGGUCUUUAAGUCCCUAAUCACAACACACCACCUCAUGGUAUAUGGGAACGAGCGAUUUAUUCAGUACUUGGCCUCCAGGAACACAUUAUUCAACCUCAGUAAUUUCCUGGACAAAAGUGGCCUACAAGGUUACGAUAUGUCAACGUUCAUUCGGAGGUAUAGUCGAUAUCUGAAUGAAAAAGCCGUCUCAUAUCGACAGGUGGCAUUUGACUUCACGAAAGUAAAGCGUGGGGUGGACGGAGUGAUGAGAACCAUGAACACAGAGAAGCUCCUUAAGACCAUCCCCAUUAUACAGAACCAGAUGGAUGCCCUUCUUGACUUCAAUGUCAAUGCCAAUGAACUAACCAAUGGGGUUAUUAAUGCAGCCUUCAUGCUUCUUUUCAAAGACUCCAUUCGACUUUUUGCAGCUUACAAUGAAGGGAUAAUAAACUUACUAGAAAAGUACUUUGAUAUGAAAAAAGUUCAGUGCAAAGAGGGUUUGGACAUCUACAAGAAAUUCCUUACCCGAAUGACACGGAUCUCAGAGUUCCUCAAAGUGGCAGAGCAGGUGGGAAUAGACCGCGGGGACAUACCUGACCUGUCUCAGUUUACAGUCUGUGCCCCCAGCAGUCUUUUGGAUGCCCUGGAGCAACACUUGGCUUCAUUAGAAGGGAAGAAGGUGAAGGACUCCACCGCCGCCAGCAGGGCAAGCACACUCUCCAAUGCCGUGUCAUCUCUGGCCAGCACUGGCAUGUCUUUCACCAAAGUGGAUGAAAGGGAAAAGCAGGCAGCUCUGGAGGAGGAGCAAGCGCGAUUAAAAGCACUAAAGGAACAGAGGCUGAAGGAGCUCUCCAAGAGGCCUUCGUUUGCUACGACUGACACUUCUCCAGUCUCCACCACAGCAGCAUGCAUCAGCACAGCUCCUGCCAUAGACCUGUUCUCCACUCCCAGCUGCUCAAAUGGUGCCCUGAAGAUGGAGAGCGACCUCUUUGACUUGCAGACUAACUUUCAGUCGGGCAUGCAGCCUGGACCCUCUGUGGCCACGGCAUGGGGAGAUCCUUUCUCUUCUUCUGAAGCUGUAGAUGACUCCAUUCCAAACCUAAACCCUUUCCUAACCAAACUUGUUGUUGAUGGUGCUCAUCUACCCGUUAUGUCAUCAGAUGGUGUUAGUUUCUCCUCUAGGACGUCAGGUCAUGAGAUUUUUGGUGAUCAGUACAAUCCCUUUAUUGAUUCAAGUUCAUCUGUAUCAACCAAUUACAAACGCACUGUGCGGAUAGAGCACUUAAUCUCAGACUCAUUUGGUCAACCGUCUAUGGCCCAGCAUCUCCCAAACCCCUCUCCCUUCCAGUCUGAGCCCUCCACUGUAGCAGGCCUAUUCAGAGGAUACGGAGCUUCACAGAUCCCUCCUCCACAGAGCUCAGGCGAGCUGCAUGUUGAUUUUGAGUCUGUUUUUGGUACUAAAGCUGCCUCGUCCAAUAGCCUGGAUACAGAUGCAGGGAUUUUGAAACCCACUGUGGCCGGCUCAAAUCAGUCCUCCAAUCAGCUCCCAGAGAAACUGGUGUCAGACGACCUGGAUUCUUCCUUGGCCAACCUUGUUGGAAAUCUUGGUAUUGGAAAUGGUACCACUAAAAAUGAUAUCCACUGGAACCAACCAGGAGAGAAAAAAUUAACUGGUGGAAUGAACUGGCAACCCAAGAAUGCUCCAUCUACUACAUGGAACCCUGUCUCUAUGCCACCAUCUAUCAUGGCUUUCCCUGCUACAACACCUACAGGAAUGAUGGGAUAUGGCAUGCCUCCACAGUUGCCCUCCAUGGCCAUGAUGACCCAGCCCACAAUGAUGUACACACAGCCUGUCAUGAGGCCAUCCAAUCCGUUCGGAUCAGUGUCCAGCGCACAGCCCUCCGCUGCCUCUAGCCCUUCCAGUCAGAGUCCUCUCAGAGCCCCAGGACAAGACCCCUUUGCACAGCUCUCUCUCAAGGAUUUCUUGUAGAGCUUCGUCUUUUGUCUAGAUGCAGUUUAUGUAACACAAAAUGAAGUUGCUCCCUGAUGUCAAACCAUUAAGCUCUGUCCUCUGUGCCGGGAUGCUCUUCAGAGGACCAAUCCCACAACAUACUCGACGUCAAAGAUGUAAACCAAGUGUGUUGAAAGACUGGGAGCAUACUGCAAUCAUUUCGUAAUUUGUUUAAGAUGUCAAGUGAUGCUGCUGUUCAGCCCAUAAAGGGAUUCCUCAUACAUUUUAUAAUCUGUUAAGGUAGGUAAGGGCAUUGAGAGACUUUGAUAUUUUGUGUUCUGAGAAGCUAUAGUUUGAUUUUCCUGCUAGAUGGGUUUUUUUUCCUUUGACCGGGAGCUUCUGAUGAGAGGUCUUGUGGCGAAUGUCGACCUAAAUCGGAGUAUAACUCAGCAUCUGAUAUAGUAUGUGUUAUGAAAUAGUAACAGUAAAUUUGUUUUACAUUUUAUCUUUUAGUUUUACUUUAAUUGUAUUCACCAGUAGACCUUUCUUGCGUGUCGUUUGUAUUUAUUUAUGAUUAAUGCCUAAAAAAAUAAAAAAGGAGAGUUUACGAAGUACAUUGGGGAAAAAAUAUAAAUAAUAAUUCAACAUUAUUCAUGGGUGUUGGAUUGUAUAAUGAAGGUUUAGACUUUUAAAAUAGAUAUUAUGUGAAAAAUACACCUGUAAGCUAAAUGAUAGAGCACUAACUAUUCUCUAAGUUUUAUGUCUAGAACAACUUCCCGUAGAUGAAACGUUGGCAGCCCAAGGCUAUUGGGAGGGUAAUCAUUAGUGAAUGGUUUGUUAAACUGUUUAGUUGAUACUGUGCUUAGGGGUUUUGCAAUGAGAUAUUUGUUGGAGUAGAAAAGCACUUCCUCCGUUACUAUGAAGUGUUGCACUUGGGAAGGGAGGUGUUCUGCAUUAUGCAUGGCAUGCCAUCAUUUCACACGGACCGUUAGAUAUGGCUGCCCCUGAUCUGAAUGUUAAGAGUUGCCCUCAUGUUUCAGACUUCUUGUCAAGUUAAGCACCCUGCUCUCUAAAAGUCCAGGAAUACUGAACGGGAGCUGGACGCUCCUCUAGCUAUUGGUCACGGACAGGGUUAUUGAUAUCACUGUAAAUUUGAAGUGUAAAAUAUGAGAAUCGCUGACUGGGAGACGGUUCGAGCACUGUUGAUCGGUGCUUUUAUGUAUAUAUACAUAUAUCACGUAGGCAGUUUGUCCAGGGGUUGGCUAAGGAUGGUUUGAAAUAUGAAAGCAAUUCAAUCAAAUCGCAAUUGACCUAAGUUUUACUGAAUAAUUUCUGUGUUCUCCUCACGGAUCAUUUUUUUUGUUUUGUUUUAUGUAUUUAAAAGAUGUAAGAACAAUUAGUGAACUCUUUCUUUUUCAAAUAAAGUGCAGCUUCCACAAA